CUUCCUUUCUCUUUCAGAAAAAACCCUAAUUCGAACUUUUUUAACUUUAAAAUCUAUUUACCUCUCAUCUGCAACUAUCAAUUUUUAUAAUCCGUGAGCUGUUUAUUCCUUUGUUUAUACGCACCGUUUUAGCCAUAGACAAACUAAAAGCAAGCUUAACCCACUGUCGUCUUCUUCGCAGAUCACAGCUUUAAAGCCAUCUUGGGUACUUUCUGAUUUCUCUUCUUCCAGAAUCUCUCUCUCUCUCUCUCUCUGUCAAAUUUUAUUAGCUCAUGCUUUGUUUGUAGCUUCUUCUUAAAUGGGUCUGCGUAAGUAAGCAAAUCUCUCUGCACCAUCUCCAUAUCUGUGUCUCUUGGAAGCAUUCAGUCUUCGAGCGGCGGAGACGAAGAGUACGAUUCACGCGUCGAAUCCAUCUCAGCUUUUCUUCAACGUUAACAAGAACAACAACCCAUCAAGCAGCUGCCAUGGCGGUCCCCACGCCGAACCAGCCGCCGCCGCACCAUAAUCAGCAUCACCAAACACUCUCCUCUUCCUCUCUCUUCGACCCUUUCUUUGACCCCUUAUCUUCAAGAUCACCAAACCCAAACUCACUUCUCAAUCUCGACAUCGUCUGGUCGAAAACUUUAAGAUCCGAACCCGAUCUUGGCGGGUUUAUGUCCGCUUCGUCCCCAACUCAACAUUUCUUAACCACCCAACAACAAGCUGCGGCGGUCACGACGACAUCGGCCGCUGCGCAGAGCAGAGCAGCCAGUUUUCCUGGUGCACAGAUCGCUCAUCAAGAACCGGAAAGCUGUAACACAAGAGGCUCGGUGUCAACAGACCAAACCAUUAACGCCACCGGAAAUAAUAUGAACAGCGGCGGUGGCGGAACUAACAUGGCACGGAACCCAAAGAAGAGAUCCAGAGCUUCAAGGCGUGCUCCAACAACUGUGUUGACCACAGACACCACUAAUUUCCGAGCCAUGGUUCAGGAGUUUACUGGGAUCCCUGCACCGCCAUUCACGUCGUCAUCUUUCCCGAGAAGCCGCCUUGAUCUGCUUGGCACACCGUCCUCCACUCUAAGGUCAUCUAUCUCUCCACCUCCAUACUUACUCAGACCAUUUGCUCAGAAAAUCCACCCACCCCCUUUUAUCCCUUCUUCUUCUUCUUCUUCUUCUUUGGUUGACGCCAUAGCCACCACCUCCACCACCACCGCUAACUUCGUAACUCCUAAUACUUCAACUUCAUCCGUUAACUACCACUUACUACCCUCCGAUCAUUUAGGCCUUUUAAAACAACAGUCUCAUAAUCUCCUCAACAUAAAUACACAAAAUCAAAACACCCCAAUUCUCAACUUUUCUCUUCUUCAACCUCCGCCUUCCAAAUACACACUUCCCAUCUCCGCCGUUCAUGGCGCCAAACCACAAGGCUCCACCUUAGACAUUAGCCCACCGGCCGAGUCUCAUCUCAAAAUGGGUGUUCUCGAGGAGUUUGGCUUGAGCCAUGCCCAUGUUGGCUCCAACCUUACCGGUCUUCAAACCAUCGUGUCUUCAUCGGACGUGACAUUGCCUGCAACGGAUAACAAGAGCAAAAGCAAUAGUCAUGCUGUGAACUGGGGGGGCGGCUCAGCUGGGUCGAAUGAGAGCGGUCAAGGUCUGUUAAGGUCCAUUAAUGGCGGCAACUAUGGUAAUUCUCAGAGAGUCGUGGUCGUCGCCACCAAUGAGAGACUGAACAACAACUACGGUCAACAAGGCAAUUCUUCAUCGGAUUUUCAUGGAGAUAAAGGUACUGGACUGCCCGAGAACGUUACAGCGAGAAGUGAAGGUAUGGUGGAAACAUGGAUAUGUUCAUCAGAUUAGAGAUAGAGUACUACUCCCUAGUGUCAGCAUGAACCCCAAAAAGAAGAAAAAAAAAAAAAAAGUUUUUCAGAAAAUGGAAAAACAAGAAAAUCAAGAAAGAAUAUGAAGAAAGAUGCAUGAAAGGAGAUGGAAUCUCUAACUGUUCUCCAUCUUAACACCAUGACUUUUAAACAUGAUUAAAUCACCAUUGUUUUUUCUUUCUUUAUAAAUUACAUCUAUGUAAAUAAUAGCUAAUUUCUUUUUCUGCCUUUCACAUUGCCAUAAUAUUCUGAUCCUUUCUACA
Molecule: messenger RNA, 2121 nt
Organism: Carica papaya (papaya)
Lineage: Eukaryota; Viridiplantae; Streptophyta; Magnoliopsida; Brassicales; Caricaceae
Source: RefSeq, a predicted model, not a curated record